AUGGAGCCUCUGUCCCCGGCCUCGGCCGCGGCGGGCGGCAACGCCUCCUGGAGCGGUGACAACGGCACGCUGGGCGGGGCGCUGCCGGCGCGCGGGGGCGCGGGGGUCGUGGCGCUGUACCUGCUGGUGUGCGCGCUGGGGCUGGGCGGCAACGCUCUGGUCAUCUACGUGCUGCUGCGCCACGCGAAGGCCAAGACAGUCACCAACAUCUACAUCCUCAACCUGGCCGUGGCCGACGUGCUGUUCAUGCUGGGCCUGCCCUUCCUGGCCACGCAGUACGCCGUCUCCUCCUGGCCCUUCGGCUCCGUCUUGUGCCGCCUGGUCACCACGCUGGACGGCAUCAACCAGUUCACCAGCAUCUUCUGCCUGACGGUCAUGAGCGUGGACCGCUACCUGGCCGUGGUGCACCCCAUUCGCUCUGCCCGCUGGCGCCGCCCGCGUGUGGCCAAGCUGACCAGCUCCGCCAUCUGGGCCUUCUCGCUGCUGAUGUCGCUGCCGCUGGCGGUCUUCGCCGACGUGCAGGAGGGCUGGGGCACCUGCAACCUGUGCUGGCCCGAGCCCGUGGGGCUGUGGGGAGCAGUCUUCAUCAUCUACACGGCCGUGCUGGGCUUCUUCGGGCCGCUGCUGGUCAUCUGCCUGUGCUACCUGCUGCUGCUGGCCAAGGUGAGGGCCUCGGGCGCGCGCGUGGGGGCCCCCCGGCGGCGCUCGGAGCGCAAGGCCACGCGCAUGGUGCUGGUGCUGGUGCUGGUGUUUGUGGGCUGCUGGCUGCCCUUCUUCACCGUCAACAUCGUCAACCUGGCCGUCGUGCUGCCCGAGGAGCCGCUGGCCACCGGCGCCUACUUCCUCGUGGUCGUCCUGUCCUACGCCAACAGCUGCGCCAACCCUGUGCUCUACGGCUUCCUCUCCGACAACUUCCGCCAGAGCUUCCGGAAUGCUCUGUGCCUGCGCCAGGGCUUGGGUGCCGCAGAGGACGCGGACACCACGGAGCCGCGGCCGGACAAGAGCGGCCGGCUGCAGGAAUGCAACGGGCUGAUGCAGACCAGCCGGCUGUGAGG
This is a messenger RNA of Talpa occidentalis (Iberian mole), 1055 nucleotides long. It is a transcript of the gene SSTR5, whose product is annotated as somatostatin receptor 5. The transcript has a single exon. Gene Ontology annotation, biological process: neuropeptide signaling pathway; regulation of insulin secretion; cellular response to glucocorticoid stimulus. Gene Ontology annotation, cellular component: neuron projection; membrane. The record is from RefSeq and is a predicted model, not a curated record. Gene Ontology annotation, molecular function: somatostatin receptor activity; neuropeptide binding. NCBI's taxonomy places the organism in Eukaryota, Metazoa, Chordata, Mammalia, Eulipotyphla, Talpidae. Bases 1 to 1053 code for a protein of 350 amino acids.